AUGAAAGCGAUUCUCGCAUUAGCGGACGGGACAGUCUUUGAAGGCGAGCAGUUUGGCGCGACCGGCGAAACCGUCGGCGAAGUAGUCUUUAAUACCAGUAUGACGGGCUAUCAGGAAAUUUUGACCGACCCCUCCUACAAAGGACAGAUCGUGACGAUGACAUACCCGUUGAUAGGCAAUUACGGUUGUAACGAAGCAGACGUAGAGUCUAUCGGUCCACAGGCUUGUGAAUUUGAUUAUUCCGGAACGCAGGCGUGUAAGGCACUCAAAGAGGAAGGGUAUGAAAUUACCCUUGUCAAUAGCAAUCCUGCUACCAUCAUGACCGAUCCGGAUUUCGCCGAUCAGACGUACAUUGAGCCAAUUACAGCGGACACUGUGGAGCUUAUAAUUGCCAAGGAGCGUCCGCAAGCAUUACUGCCGACACUCGGUGGACAAACCGCUUUGAACGUGUCUGUUGAACUCGCAGAAUCUGGUGUGUUAGACAAAUAUGGGGUUGAGCUCAUUGGCGCGAAAUUGCCUGCUAUCCAAAAGGCGGAGGAUCGCGCGCUCUUCAAAGAAGCGAUGACAAAAAUCGGAUUGGCAGUUCCGCAGAGUGGUAUUGCCCACUCGGUCCAAGAUGCACUCGCGAUCGUUCAAGAGAUCGGCUUCCCCGCAAUCAUCCGCCCCGCAUUUACGCUUGGUGGUACAGGUGGCGGUAUCGCUUACAACAUCGAAGAAUACGAAAAAAUGGUCGCGUCGGGGCUUACCCUGAGUCCAAUUCGUGAACUGCUCAUUGAAGAGUCUGUCAUCGGGUGGAAGGAAUUCGAGUUAGAAGUCAUGCGAGAUGGUGCAGACAACGUCGUCAUAAUAUGCUCCAUCGAAAAUGUCGAUGCUAUGGGAGUCCACACCGGCGAUAGUAUUACUGUCGCACCUAUCCAAACAUUGACAGAUAAGGAAUAUCAACUGAUGCGGGAUUCAGCGAUUAAGAUUAUUCGUGAGAUUGGUGUGGACACAGGCGGUUCCAAUAUCCAAUUUGCUGUUGACCCAAAGACUGGCGAACAAGUCGUCAUUGAGAUGAACCCCCGUGUUUCCCGGAGUUCCGCACUUGCGUCGAAAGCCACUGGAUUUCCAAUCGCGAAAAUCGCAGCGAAGCUUGCUGUCGGCUAUAAUUUAGAUGAGAUUCCCAACGACAUUACUGCUGAGACACCUGCUUGCUUUGAGCCGACUAUUGAUUACGUCGUCGUCAAGAUUCCGAGAUGGGCUUUUGAAAAGUUCCAAGGGACCGAUGAGACACUCACAACACAGAUGAAGUCUGUCGGCGAGGCGAUGGCUAUCGGGAGAACCUUUAAAGAGGCGUUACAAAAAGGAUUGCGCUCGUUGGAGACCGGAUGGCACGGUUUAGAUAACCAUCCACUUGAUGAACUACCACUGUCUGAACUGCCAAGUAAGUUGAUCAUUCCGAACGUCGAACGGGUCUUUUAUAUUAAAGCUGCCCUUGCACGUGGGAUGGGCAUUGACGAAAUUCACGCUUACACACACAUCGACCCAUUUUUUCUCUACAAUAUAAAGGAAAUCGUUGAUUUUGAAAACGUUUUGUCCGAACCUGAUACCCGACAAUAUAUAAAUCAACAUUUACAAAAUCCUGAAACAGAUGGAGAGUUCACGAAAAAACUCCUGCAACAAGCAAAACAGUUUGGGUUUUCGGAUCGGCAGUUGGCGGACAUUUACGACGUCCGCGAAGAAACCAUCCGCGAAUGUCGGAGGAGACUCGGCGUUGAUGCAACUUUCAAAACUGUUGACACUUGUGCUGCGGAGUUUGAAGCAGAAACGCCUUACUAUUAUUCUACUUUUUCAAGUGAAGAUGAGGUGCGCCCAUCAGAUAAACCCAAAAUCAUGAUUCUUGGUAGCGGUCCGAACCGUAUUGGGCAGGGGAUCGAAUUCGACUACUGUUGUGUCCAUGCCGCCCUUGCACUCAAAGCCGAUGGUUAUGAGACCAUCAUGGUAAAUAGCAAUCCGGAGACCGUUAGUACCGAUUAUGACACAUCUGAUCGACUCUACUUUGAGCCGUUAACCUGUGAAGAUGUUCUAAAUAUUUAUCACAAAGAAAAACCGUCUGGGGUCAUUGUUCAGUUUGGUGGACAGACCCCGUUGAACCUUGCGAUCGCGCUCAAAGAUGCUGGCGUCCCGAUAAUCGGCACGAGUCCUGAGGAUAUAGCCCGUUCCGAGGACCGGCGUCUUUUCAAAGCAGUUUUAGACGACAUCGGGUUAAUGCAAUCGCCUAAUGGAACUGCGACAUCGAGUGAGGAAGCUGUCCCUAUUGCUGCGGCACUCGGCUACCCCGUUAUCGUUCGUCCGUCGUAUGUUUUAGGCGGACGUGCCAUGCAGAUCGUUUACGAUGAAGAGCUCCUGCACGAAUACAUGCAUUCCGCUGUUCAAGCUUCACCUGAACAUCCUGUACUCAUUGAUAAAUACCUUGAAGAAGCGAUUGAAGUCGAUGUUGAUGCAAUAUCCGAUGGAAACCUUACCGUUAUCGGUGGCAUCAUGGAGCAUAUUGAGGAGGCUGGUAUCCAUUCAGGGGACAGUGACUGCGUGUUGCCACCUUAUACGCUCGUGGAUGAACAGAUUGAGAAUCUCAAAACCUUUACCUAUGCCUUGGCGAAAGCCCUGCGUGUACGUGGCUUGAUGAAUGUCCAAUACGCGAUAAAGAACGAUGAGAUUUAUGUGCUUGAGGUGAAUCCGCGUGCAUCCAGAACCAUUCCAUUUGUUAGUAAAGCCAUUGGUGUGCCAUUAGCAAAACUCGCAGCACGUGUGAUGGCUGGCAAGACCCUCGCUGAGCUUGGAUUUACGCGCGAAAUUGAACCGGCGUAUUUCAGCGUCAAGGCUCCUGUAUUUCCUUUUAACCGCUUCCCCGGCUCAAAUACGCGCUUGGGGCCUGAGAUGAAAUCGACUGGGGAGGUCAUGGGAAUUGAUACUGAUGUUUCCCGCGCCUUUGCCAAGGCACAAAAGGCGUGUGGUUAUACUUUACCGAUCAGCGGUAAAGUCUUCAUCAGUGUCAGAAAUAAAGACAAGCGUGCCAUUAUCUUCAUCGCCAAGAAACUGACCGACAUGGGAUUUGAGCUUAUCGCUACGCACGGAACGGCAAAGGUACUACUUCGCAACGGAAUGGAGUCAGAGCUGGUCUUCAGUAUCGGUAAAGGGAGACCGACGAUUCAUGAUUACAUCAAAAAUCAUGCGGUGGAUCUAAUUAUCAACACACCGACCGGUGAUUUACAUCGUCCUAAUGAACUCCUAAUUCGCGAAAUGGCGAUAGCCCAUGAUAUCCCGAUCUUCUCAACUAUACCCGGUGCGUCUGCGGCUGUUAACGCUAUUGACGCGUUGCAGCGAGGAGAUAUUACAGUCACGCCACUCCAGGAUUAUUUUCAGAUGCUUUAA
Geodia barretti is the source of this 3411-nucleotide messenger RNA. NCBI's taxonomy places the organism in Eukaryota, Metazoa, Porifera, Demospongiae, Tetractinellida, Geodiidae. The record is from the annotation of a GenBank genome assembly.